Messenger RNA from Penicillium paradoxum, 453 nucleotides. Its product is annotated as putative RING finger domain protein. Gene Ontology annotation, biological process: protein ubiquitination. The record is from RefSeq and is a predicted model, not a curated record. The transcript is spliced from 3 exons. Gene Ontology annotation, molecular function: ubiquitin protein ligase activity. Bases 1 to 453 code for a protein of 150 amino acids. Lineage: Eukaryota; Fungi; Ascomycota; Eurotiomycetes; Eurotiales; Aspergillaceae.
AUGGCAGAAGGAGAGAAGCUGAAGAAGAACCAUAUGGCGAUCGUCCUCGGCAUCGGCCUAGGGGUGGUGCUACUGAUCGUGAUUAGUUUGAUUCUGACAAUACUCAUCAACCGCCGAGACCGGCAGUCGUUGCUGCGAUCGAGGAAGAAUCCCAGUGAACGCCUGCGUAAGUUAGACAAGGUCUCGCCGACUUCCACGCUCGAGAAGUGGUGGGCGACCACGAAAGGGAACCUCGGCUUAUCGGAGGCCGUCGAUGGGCAAUUUGUUUGCGCGGUUUGUUUGGAGCAAGUAGCCCGCACGGAGGAAAUCCGCGAAUUGCGGUGUUUGCAUGUCUUCCAUCGGGAAUGUUUGGAGAAGUGGUUCUUGGGGGAUCACUUCAAUUGCCCGCUGUGUCAUCGAGCCUAUUUUGUAGCCGAUACACCUCCCCGCAACGACUAUGUGUGGAUGGUAUGA